Molecule: messenger RNA, 6226 nt
Organism: Myripristis murdjan (pinecone soldierfish)
Lineage: Eukaryota; Metazoa; Chordata; Actinopteri; Holocentriformes; Holocentridae
Gene: usp20
Product: ubiquitin specific peptidase 20
Exons: 25
Coding region: 197-3037 (946 amino acids)
Biological process (GO): protein deubiquitination
Molecular function (GO): zinc ion binding; cysteine-type deubiquitinase activity
Source: RefSeq, a predicted model, not a curated record
AUCGCGUCCGUCGGCUUGUCGGUAUGUCAGCGUCGGUCGCUUAUCUUCCUCCAGCACGGUUUGUUUACCACGAGGAUGAACAUCACUGACCGCCGUCGUGACAGCUCCUUUUGUCGGUAAACACGGAGCGUUGACGGUUAGAAAUCGCCAUUGCUGCAGCUAGCAACAGACCUCCGCCUGAGGAGACUGAGUAAACAUGGCUGAACAAGACAUUUGCCCCCACCUGGAUUCAAUAGGAGAGGUGACCAAAGAGGAGCUCCUCCAGAAAUCCAAGGGAACUUGCCAGUCAUGUGGAGCAGGGGGCCCAAACCUGUGGGCCUGUCUGCAGAGCGACUGCCCGUAUGUUGGCUGUGGAGAGUCCUACUCUGAUCACAGCACCCUGCAUGCACAGGCUAAGAAGCACAACCUGACUGUGAACCUGACCACAUUCAGGAUCUGGUGUUAUGUGUGUGAGAGGGAAGUGUUCCUGGAGCAGAGGCCUACACUGGUGCCCGUGGCUGCUGCACCCCACCACUGUAAAGCCGCGGAGCAGGUACGGCUUCGCUCCUACAAGGAUGCAGUGCCUCAGCCAGUAGGUCACCCACUUAAAGCAGUACCCAUUGCUGUGGCAGAAGAGGAAGGCUCAGAGUCAGACGAGGACGAGCUUAAACCCAGAGGACUGACAGGAAUGAAAAAUAUUGGAAACUCCUGCUAUAUGAAUGCAGCUCUUCAAGCCCUGUCCAACUGUCCUCCUCUCACUCAGUUCUUCCUAGAUUGCAGCGGACUUGUCCGAACUGAUAAAAAGCCUGCUCUGUGUAAGAGCUACCAGAAACUCAUCUCUGAACUCUGGCACAAAAAACGGCCCAGCUAUGUGGUUCCUACCAGUUUGUCCCAUGGCAUCAAAUUAGUAAACCCCAUGUUUCGUGGUUAUGCACAACAGGACACUCAGGAGUUCCUCCGCUGUCUCAUGGACCAGCUGCACGAGGAGCUGAAGGAGCCUCUGGCAGAGUGCAGCAUGUGUGCUGAUGGAAGUGAUGUUGACGAGAGAAGAGAUGGAGACCGCUCCCCAUCUGAGGAUGAGUUCCUGUCCUGUGACUCUGGGUCCAGCAGUGACCGUGGGGAGGGAGGAGGCACAGGAGAGGCUGAGCUGCUCAUGCAAGAUGAGUGUGAUGCGGUCAGGACACCAGCAGGGAGUGUAACGGGCAUGGGACCUGCUGGGGUGAUCUCGGAGAAGGAGAGGCUGAAGGAAAAAAGGGUGUCUGGCUCACCCCUCCGUGGAGGCUCACAGGAGAUGGAUGAGGAUGCUGAUGUGGACACAGCAGCUGAGGAGGGGGCUCCUGAGAGGGGAGCAGAGGAGGAACCGACAUCAACCCCAAACACUGAGGCCCAGAACCAAGAAAAUAACCAGGCGCCUAGUGCAGGGCAAGGCCAGAGCAACAACACUUCAGAGCCAGAUAACGAGGCGUCAAUGACCCAGUCCCAGUCCAAUCCCUGUAGUCCUGUGCGCACUCUUCAGGAGCUGCACCCCAAACUGUCCUCCAGUCCUCCUCGUUCCAGCCCUCUCCGCUCUGCAGGCCCUGCAUACUCCUUCAAAAAAGCUCAGCUACUGCUCAGUACCAGGAAGAAGAAACAGUCUCAUUAUCGCAGUGUGAUCUCUGACAUCUUCGACGGCUCCAUUCUCAGCCUGGUCCAGUGUCUGACCUGUGACAGGGUCUCUACCACAGUGGAAACGUUCCAAGACCUGUCCCUGCCUAUUCCUGGUAAAGAGGACUUGGCCAAGCUGCACUCCUCCAUCCAUCAGAACCUGCCGGCUAAGACCGGUGUGUGUCCUGACACUUACGGCUCCCAGGGCUGGAUCUCCUACAUCAUGGACUCUAUACGCCGGUUUGUAGUUUCGUGUAUCCCCAGUUGGUUUUGGGGGCCCAUGGUAACCCUAGAAGAUUGCCUUGCUGCCUUUUUUGCUGCUGAUGAGCUGAAAGGAGACAACAUGUACAGUUGUGAAAGAUGUAAAAAGCUGAGGAAUGGUGUGAAAUAUUGCAAAGUACUUCGACUUCCUGAGAUUCUGUGUAUUCACCUGAAGCGUUUUCGGCAUGAGGUCAUGUACUCCUUCAAGAUUAGCAGCCAUGUAUCUUUCCCAUUGGAGGGCCUUGACAUGCGACCUUUCCUGGCUAAAGAGAGUCCCUCCCAAAUUACAACUUACGACCUCUUAUCAGUCAUCUGUCACCAUGGCACCGCAGGAAGUGGACACUACAUAGCAUACUGUCAGAAUGUGAUUAAUGGCCAGUGGUAUGAGUUUGAUGACCAGUAUGUAACAGAAGUCCAUGAAACAGUGGUGCAGAACGCAGAGGCCUAUGUGUUGUUCUAUAGGAAGAACAGUGAGGAGUCAGUGAGGGAGAGGCAGAAGGUCGUGGCUCUAGCCAAUAUGAAGGAGCCCAGCCUGCUGCAGUUUUACAUCUCCCGAGAAUGGCUUAACAAGUUCAACACCUUCACUGAGCCAGGCCCCAUCAGCAACCAUACAUUUCUCUGUCAGCAUGGAGGGAUCCCGCCUAACAAAUACCACUACAUAGAUGACCUGGUUGUCAUACUUCCCCAGAAUGUGUGGGAGUACCUUUACAACAGUUUUGGAGGCGGCCCUGCAGUCAACCAUCUGUACAUGUGUGCUAUCUGCCAGGUGGAGAUUGAAGCUCUCGCCAAACGCAGAAAAGUGGAAAUAGACACCUUCAUCAAGCUGAAUAAAGAGUUCCAGGCGGAGGAGGCGCCUACAGUCAUCCUGUGUAUCAGCAUGCAGUGGUUCAGAGAGUGGGAGAGCUUUGUUAAGGGCAAAGACAAUGAGCCCCCUGGUCCCAUUGACAACAGUAAAAUUUGCGUUAUGAAAGGAGGACACAUACAACUCAAGCAAGGUGCUGACUAUGGUCAGAUCUCCGAGGAGACGUGGCAGUAUCUGUUGGGCAUCUACGGCGGAGGCCCUGAGAUUGCAGUGAGGCAGACGGUGGUUCCAGCCGAUCCCGACAGUCUUCAUGGAGAAAGGAAGAUUGAGGCAGAAACCAGAGCACUUUGAGAUACAGAGAGAGGCCAUCUGACUUCCUUUCUACUCCUGCCCUCACAGGAAAAAGAGGAAUUUGCACCUUGGUGAAGAAGCCUUGUCAUGAGCACUUUGUAAAUGUAGCAACGCAUUAUUCUGAUGCCCUGUCGCAAGAAGACAAAAUGGUACUUAAAUGUCAUGUAUUGUAGUUUAUUUAUUGAAUAAUUCUGAUCCUCAGUGUUGCAAUGUAAAAUAAGAUUGAGCUGUUUUCAGUAGCUAUGGUGUUUCAGUGGCUGCUGUAGUAACUAGGUGUCAUAAUGCAAACUCUGGCUGAGGCAGGCAGACAACUGGGGUCACAGGCCGUGUUGCCGAGCGGGAUGGUGGUGUAAAUGCUUUGCUCGAUGACUGUCACUUGUACAUUUAUCUUCAUUUGGAGGCACCAACCAAAAGACAUUUGAAGACAUGCUUGCCAUUGUUUGCCUAUUUGUAAUAUAGAUGUACCCACAAUUUGCUGCUUCUUUAGCAACAAGUUGCCUGCACUCACUGUGGUGGGUCUCAGCUCAGUGAGGGAAUCAACAAUCUAUACUCUGCACCUCCCACCUUAAAUAAACAGUAUAACUAUAUUACACUGAGCUCCUCAGGAAUGGAAGUUGCUUGAAUCGGUGAAAUGAUGAUUGAAUAGAUGACAGAACUGUAUCAAAAGCAAUUUAUUUUCAGACUGUGACACAUGCAUGAACAUGUUUAAAAAUUCCCCUCUCAGAGUAAUUUAUGUUGGGAGUUUCACAUUGCAUGUAAAUUUAACUCCUUAUUUCUGAUAUAUGACAAUUCAUUGACAGGAGCCUGUGUUCUGGCAGGUACCCAGUUAUUGUCGGGCAAAGAUAAUAACAAUGCUAGGUGGUUAAAAUUACAGAUGUCUUGGCAGACUCUUUCUCUGCCAAGACUGUCCAGAAUUGGACAGUCUUGGCAUUAGAAUACAUACAUACAAAGGCAUAUACACAUGUAGAUAUAUAGAGUAAAUAGGCACUUUUUACAAGAAUCCAUUUCCUUAAGAAACACAAAAGACUAGAGGGAUAGCAAUUCAAUGCAAGAAGAAGCUGAUAAAAAAGAAUAUAAUCCUGUUACAAAACAGCUUACAGUGGUAACUCUGUAGAGGGAUUGUGGAAGAAUAUUGCCCAAAAAAUGUUGCCAUCUUAGCACGAUAUUUUAAUAUUACUUUACAAAUAUUACGUUUAUACUGAGGUUGAUAUUCUCAUGCAGCAUUGCCAGUAUAUUUGUAAGUCAUCUUGUACAUAUAGAUCAUUAUUUCGAACAGAUGAAUUCACAAAGACAAAGGAGAGGAAGGGAAAACUCUACAAACCACCAAUGCUGAGGCAGAAAAGGGAGGCAAACUUAGCAUCUGUCCUAAAAAUCACCACUAACGCACUAACACCUCAAGCCAGGAGAGGGCAAUGUUAUUAUGAAAAUAAAUUACUCUAUCACUUUCGUAACAAUGUGGCAAAGAGAAAAAUAUUCUGCCAAAUUUCCCAUUGAACUUUCAUAUCACCACUUAAUUAAGCUUUACUGCACCUUGUAAGGGAUAAUACACUAUGAGAUGUGUGCUUAUAAAGCAAUAAUUAAAGCACAGCAUGGGGUCUAUGAGGAUUGCUCGUGCAAAUUGUAUUACUGUCAAAUCUGCACUAGGCAAGAUCUAUGAGUAACAAUACCAACCAAAAUCACAAUGUGGGGCUACAACAAAGAAGAGCAUCCUAACCCCUUUAAUUGAGACAGUGCAUUUGCCCAAAUAUAAUUCUGUUGUUGGGUUUGUAAAAUCAAAACUACAGUGCAAAAUACAAAUUGCUAAAUGCUGUAGAUUCUCUAGUGUUACAUCCACAGAACUUGCAUGAAGUAGAACAAACUCUUAGAUUCAAAUCAGCAUACCAGGAUGGUUGGAGUGGUGGCCAUUUCUAUAUGUAUCGUCACGAUGGCACCAGGUGCAAAUUUGCGUUUCCUAAUGCAGUGAAGGAUUUUUUUUUACAUUUUGGGUUGCCAGUUUGGCUCAGUGGUUAGGGUUAAGGUCAGGUAUAAGUUGGUUAUGGGAUAGGCUGUAGAGAAUGAAUGUUAAUCAAUUAGAAAUUCCAGCGCUGCAGUAGGAAAUGCAAACUCACAUACCGGGCUAGCUUCCGUAUAAUAUAAUUAUGUAUAAUCCAACUUGCAAUAAGUCAUUUGCAGCAACGAUCGAAGCAGUGGAAAGACAGCUUGUGUUUCCGCUGGCGUAGCACUGUAGCAUUUAAAGAGUUGUAUUAACUAAAGGCUUGCUAGUUCGCAGAUGUUGAUUGAAAGACAAGUCUUCACAGUUCGCAAGCAUCCAUGACACACUUUACAGCCCCAAUGCCUCGUCACCAACCAUCCAUCAAAACCAAGGCCUAUAUGCUGUAUAUUCUACUGUGUACAAUAUGACCACAGCAUCAGUGCAAUGACUGUUCUACUACAUUCAAGUUCUGUGAUCACAGCCUUCUUUCAUCCCUUUGGUAUUCUUUGGUAAAAGCCCGUCUCAGACUUGGGUUGGGUUGGUAAACAUGAGGGUGUGAUGUGCAAUUAAUGAUAUCACUAAACGACUUCUGAGAAUUAUUGAAUUUUAAAAUAGUUACCUCUCACUGCCUGUUUGAGGCGCCAACUUACAGUGUUGCCCAAUGCACCUUUAAUUAAAUAACAUCAUGGAGUGUAUCACCCUGCUUAUAGCAUGGUCAUGUUUUUCCAUUUUUAUCUUUCAUAAUUUGUGCUCUGCUCACUUUUGACUUUCAGGAAGACAGUUCCAACUGUAUGUAGCAAGCAAAUUUCUUGGCAACCACUUGUCAAUUACCUGUCAUUUGAUUAGUGCCAGCUGCUGCUAGCAUGUCUGCUACUGUCAAUAAUUUAGGGGUGAAUGCUGAUUAAAUACUGUACACUUAAAAACCAAACUCCUUUAAUAGCUCCAUCUCACUGUAAUUAAGAUCUCAUCUAAUGGCACACCAGAAUUCAUAUAGACUUUAGUGUAUUUUAGUGUAUUUUCUGAAUCUUUGUAAUUCAUUUGAACCACAAAACACCUAUACAUAACACUUCACACUAAAGAGUAUUGGGCCAGCUUUAUUUCUAAAAUGAGAUAAAAUUUGGGUCAGUCCGUUUGUUUUUAUGAAUGUGGAAUUUUCCCACAGCUGAGUUAAAAACCUAUAUCCUUCUGUAUGUCUGUUUUUUUUUUUUUUUUUUUUU